UGGCCACCUAGCCGGAGCGGAACAAGGGAGGAGAGAAGUAAGGUGGAGAAGGGGAAGUGAACGCGCACUCUGGAGAGAAAGGUAGAGGAUUGUCUAAGGUGGAGAAGGGAGAAAGGAGGGGAGGGAUACGGAGAAAGGAAGAGACUAAAUGGCUGCACCUAUAACGGGCUUCACCCCGCUCCUGCUCUCGUCUCUGGUGCUCCACCUGCUUCUCCUCGGUCCUUUGUUAGCCCUCACUCCGGGGACGGUGAGUACAGAAGGGGUUUCCAGUAGAUGGACCCCUGCACUCCGCUAUCGAGACGCCAGUGAAGUAAACCAGCAGCAGCUCCAUCAGUGUAGGGAAGGAGGCGGAUUACCGAGGGGCAGCUGGGAUCUUCGCUGGAGCAGGUGGACUGUAGUGCGGAUACAGACAGAGGGAUGCACCAGAGCGCAGCGCGCAGGAUGGACCCUGGGAGGAGAUCAACUGGAUGGUGCACGGAAAGAGAGACUGAUAGGAUUACAACGCCCACAGGCUCCUUUGCUACCACCUUUUCCUCUUCUCCCCAGCACUAGGAGCAGCUUUAACUCCGAUGGCGUCGGCGCAGCCGAGGGUGUGGAGAGAGGCGGGAUGGGGAGAAAGGGCGUUGUUUCACCUCCCGCUUCACCUGCUUUUGCCUUUUUGCCGGCUCAAAACGGAAAGAAAAGGGCAGUACAAAGGACUAAAACGUGCGUGCGACGGUGGUCGGCGUCGAGGCCACACCUCGCCAAACGUGGUGCUGACAGAGCCUUUGUGCACGUCUCCGGACCAUGCAUCUCACCCGGAAGUGGCGAGAGGAGAGGGGGAAAGGUGUGCAGAGGGGCUCCUGAGGUGAAGAGAGUCUCAGCUGCAUGGCAUGUCCACUGUCUAAUCCCUAACAAGCAACUCAUCCUUCCUACCAACAAGCCUUCACUGGGCUCCUUUUCAGCCGCUCCCUCCUGGUGCAAUUAUCCUAUUUCUGGAUGCAGUUUACCUCAUACUGACGCUUCAGAUGACAUCCGAUGUUACCCUGUUUGCAGCAUUUUAGACUGUAUCAGAGCAACAAAACUGGACCACAUCUGUCAGUUUUCAACUUUAAAUUUUUGCAACAAUGGCUGCACUUAUAAAACUAAGCAGCAACCGGUUUACAUGGACACAAGCAGCAAGAUGGGUUGGGACGCCAAUGGUAGCUCAGUUUGUGUUGACGGGAGCGGUGGUUGCUCUUGUUUGGGAAGGCACAAUAUUGUCAAUCUAAACAGCAACAGGGAGAAGGGUGAUGAUGGAAGGGUAGCUGGUUAUUUGACAAGCAGAGGAGGUUUCCUAGAUACUUCCCAUUUUUGUUGUGGAAUUGCAAAACGUAAGCAUUCCAGAAUUACUGAUGAAGGGAGGGGUGAUGGUAAAGAUGUAAAUGAUCUCAGAGGAGGAGGAGGGGUUGAUCAUGUCAAAAAACACAUUAACCUGUCUAAUUACCCAGAUAAUGAUUUGCAGGGGAAAUCAGUUCCUGCAACCAGGCAGCCGAGCAGUCGAACCCAGGGAGAGAGGAGGGAGGUUACCGGUGGUUGCUUUAGCUGUUUGGGCCAAAAAGAAAUGGGGGCUGCUCUCUAUAUGGCCCCCAAGGGAGUCAUGCCUCAGAUGAAUCUCUUCAUCCAAUUUGCACUCAACAGUAUCGCAGAGAUGCCUGCCCGACAGGUUUUACCCAACAAAAAAGCCAUUAUGUGGCUCGUUCAAACAGAUGCAGAUAAUUAUUUGAAAAUAGUAAAACUGACUAAAAAGCUCUAUAUGAGUGUUGCCAAAGUGGAAAUAACUUCAAAGGCUGAGUCUGCCAGUGACUCAGGCUUUUUCUUGCCUGCCAAGCUUCCUGUUACAUCUCCCAGUGCUGUGUCAGCCAUGACUUACUAUGCUGCUGAACGUAAUCUGUUUCUCCUUAUGCAGCCUAAUCACUCAGUAGUUCAGUGUGUCUCCUUUUUCUCGCAAAUUAAUCUGACCACACCACAGGAGUCCCUGCCUCACUCACCCUCUGCUGAAGAGGUAGCUUCAGCACCAACAGAAGCUCUGCAUGUGUUUUUGUGGAGCAGAUUCAAUACAAACAACAAUAACAACAAUGGAAAGAAAGAGAACAGUGAGAGUAAUAGGUAUGGUCAUGAAUCUGAUUUUGAAAAAUCCUCCUGGCAUAGCAAGAUGCAGGAAGGAGAUCUUGGGUGCGCUGGAAGCGUUUCCGAUGACUGCUCAGCCACUGUGCGAGGUGAAGACUCACAUAUGCAAUUAAAAUCCGGUAAUCAAGAGCCAUUAGAGCCCAACGGUGUCAGACAGUCAGAUAGGCAGCAGAUGGGGACAGGAGAAAAAAGGGAGAGGAGUGCUGAAAGGGAGGGAAAGGACUUGGAGGGGUCUGCUGCUGUUGCUGCUGCUGUUUGGGGAGGAACAUUACAGGUGGGGGAGGGCAAGGCGCGACUGAUGGGAGGCAGGGAACCACGUGCAGAAGAGGAAGAGAAGGAGGAGGAGUGGGAGAAGGAGAGGGUAAAGGGACUAACAAAGGCGAGCCAGAAAGAAAGUGAGGCAAAGGAAAGGUUGGGUCAGGAUAGGGGCAGCAGCACCUCAACCAUCACACAGUUUCAUCGCAAUAGAGGGAAGAGAGAAAGCCAAGCAGAUGAAAGCCACCAGGGAGGUGAGGGGGUUGAGAGACACACUUCAAGGGGAGAGAGGAGCCUGGAACGCCUGAUAAUAGUGUCAGAUGAUGAUACCUCUCAGGGAGAAAAGGCGAGGAGGAUUUUGAUGCCAUGGUCUCGUUCCAGACGUGCAGCCAAUAGACAUCCUCAUUUCUCUCUGUAUAACUACCAAGUACAGGUGGCAGAGAACCAGCCGCCAGGUACCUCUGUCAUCAUAAUGUCAGCAACAGACCCUGAUGCAGGUGAUGCAGGCAGGGUGAGCUACACAAUGGCCCCGCUGGUGAACAGUCAAUCAUCUGACUACUUCCACAUCCACCCUGACACAGGCCUCAUCACCAGCACUCAGAUUUUGGACAGAGAACACAUGGAUCUACAUUACUUCCGGAUCACAGCGACUGAUCACGGAUCCCCUCGGCUCUCUGGCACAACAAAGGUAGCCAUCACUGUUUCAGAUCGUAAUGAUCAUUCGCCUAUAUUUGAGCAGUCAGAGUAUAGAGAGACAAUUAGGGAGAAUGUGGAAGAAGGUUAUCCAAUUUUACAGUUAAGAGCAACAGAUUCAGACUCUCCAUCCAAUGCAAAUAUCCGUUACCGGUUUAUCGGUGAGUCUGCUAUAAUGGCACGAGCUGCCUUUGAGAUUGACCCACGUUCAGGACUCAUCACAACCCGUGGAUCUGUGGACAGGGAAACAAAUGAACAUUACACGCUUCAGGUGGAGGCCAGUGACCAGGGAAAGGAUCCAGGUCCACGCUCUGCUACUGUCAAGGUUUUCAUAACUAUACUGGAUGAAAACGACAAUGUGCCACAGUUCAGUGAAAAGCGGUACGUGGUGGCAGUGAAGGAGGAUGUUCGGCCUCACUCUGAGAUCCUGCGUGUGAGCGCCACAGACAGAGACAAAGACAGCAAUGCUGCUGUUCAUUAUAACAUCAUUAGCGGUAAUAGCCGUGGACAGUUUUCCAUUGAUAGUGUAACAGGUGAAAUUCAAGUGGUGGCACCACUGGACUAUGAGUCUGAACGGGAGUAUACUCUCCGUGUUCGUGCCCAAGACAAUGGCCGACCACCUCUUUCUAAUAAUACUGGAAUUGUCAGUGUGCAGGUUACCGAUGUCAAUGACAACCCCCCUAUCUUUGUAUCCACACCAUUCCAAGCAUCUGUACUUGAGAGUGCCCCAGUUGGCAGUUCAAUCCUUCACAUUCAGGCUAUAGAUACAGAUUCAGGUGAUAAUGCUCGACUGGAGUACAGGCUGACUGGGACUGGCUCUGACACACCCUUCAUCAUCAACUCUGCAACAGGCUGGGUCACUGUCAGCUCCAUUCUUGACAGGGAGUCUGUGGAACACUAUUUUUUUGGUGUGGAGGCCAGGGAUUAUGGCAUGCCACCUCUCUCUGCUACAGCGAGUGUCACCAUCACAGUCAUGGAUGUUAAUGACAAUCGCCCUGAGUUCCUCCAAAAAGAGUAUUAUGCCCGCCUGAAUGAGGAUGCAGCUGUUGGCACUAGUGUAGUGACUGUCACGGCUGUUGAUAGAGAUGUCAACAGUGCAGUGACCUAUCAGAUUACAGGUGGAAACACUAGAAACCGCUUUGCUAUCAGCACAGCAGGAGGAGCAGGGCUUCUCUCCUUAGCUCUGCCACUGGACUAUAAACAGGAGCGGCGUUAUGUUCUAACUGUCACUGCAUCAGAUCGCACGCUCCAUGACACCUGCCAGGUGCACAUAAACAUUACUGAUGCCAACACGCACCGACCUGUUUUUCAGAGCGCCCAUUACUCUGUUAGCGUGAACGAGGACAGGCCACCAGGAAGCACCGUGGUAGUGAUUAGCGCCACGGAUGACGAUGUCGGAGAAAAUGCUCGGAUCACAUACUUUCUUGAAGACAACAUUCCCCAGUUCCGCAUUGAUCCGGCCACAGGAGCAAUCACACUCCAGGCAGAACUUGAUUAUGAGGACCAAAUGACCUACACUUUAGCAAUUACAGCAAAAGACAAUGGCAUACCACAGAAAUCGGACACAACAUAUGUUGAAGUAAAUGUAAAUGAUGUGAAUGACAAUGCACCUCAGUUCCUCAGUCCCAGAUAUCAGGGGACAGUGAGUGAAGAUGCCCCUCCCUUCACUAGUGUCCUGCAGAUUUCAGCCACUGACCGUGACGCACACGCCAAUGGUCGUGUUCAGUACACCUUCCAAAAUGGUGAGGAUGGAGACGGAGAUUUUACCAUCGAACCUACAUCUGGCAUUGUACGAACUGUUCGCCGUUUGGAUCGGGAGAGUGUGCCGUUCUAUGAGCUAACAGCUUAUGCUGUGGAUCGUGGGGUUCCCCCCCAACGAACCCCUGUCCAUAUCCAGGUGACGGUUCUUGAUGUAAAUGACAAUGCUCCUGUCUUCCCUGCUGAUGACUUUGAGGUUUUGGUUAAGGAAAACAGUGCUGUGGGGUCUGUGGUUGCCCAGAUUACUGCCACUGAUCCUGACGAGGGUGCUAAUGCUCAGAUCAUGUAUCAAAUUGUUGAGGGCAAUAUCCCUGAGAUCUUUCAGAUGGACAUCUUUUCAGGAGAGCUCACCUCACUCAUUGAUCUUGACUAUGAGGCUCGUAAUGAGUAUGUAAUUGUAGUCCAGGCCACAUCAGCACCUCUAGUCAGCAGGGCUACUGUCAGAAUCCGCUUGGUGGACCAGAACGACAAUCGGCCAACCCUGCAGGACUUUCAAAUAAUUUUCAACAACUUUGUUUCCAAUCGGUCCAACAGUUUCCCCAGUGGGGUGAUUGGCAGGGUACCGGGCCAUGACCCUGAUGUGUCUGACAGGCUGUACUACACCAUCGACAGGGGCAAUGAGCUUCACCUUCUGCUUCUGAAUCACACCAGCGGAGAGAUCCGACUGAGCCGAAAACUGGAUAACAACAGGCCCCUGGUUGCUCCCAUGCUAAUCACUGUUACAGACGGUGUCCACAGCAUCUCAGCCCAGUGUGUUCUUCGUGUCCUCAUCAUCACAGAGGACAUGCUGGGCAGCAGCGUCACUGUCCGCCUUCAGAACAUGUCUCAGGAGCACUUCCUCUCACCCCUGCUGGGCAACUUCCUGGAGGGUGUGUCCGCAGUGCUCUCUGUGCCCGUCGAGGAUGUUUUCAUCUUCAACAUCCAACCGGACUUGGACGCAGCACCAGGAAGCAUCCUGAAUGUCAGCUUCUCUGCUGCAUUGCCGGGCGGCCAUUUCUUCCCCUCUGAGGCUCUGGAGGAGCAGCUGUAUUUGAACAGGCCCAGACUGACAUCACUGACGCAGAUGGAGGUUCUCCCAUUCGAUGAUAACGUGUGUUUGCGAGAGCCCUGCCAGAACUACAUGAAAUGCAUCUCAGUCCUGCGCUUCAAUAGCUCUGCCCCCUUCAUCUCUUCACCUUCCAUCUUGUUUCGGCCGAUCCAUCCUAUUGCUGGCUUGCGGUGCCGGUGCCCGGUGGGCUUCACGGGUGAUUACUGUGAGACAGAGAUCAACCUGUGCUACUCCAACCCCUGCCUGAAUGGCGGAGUAUGUGCCCGCCGGGAGGGAGGCUAUACCUGCAUCUGCCGUGAAGACUACACCGGUGACCGAUGUGAGUUAAACCGGAGGCAGAGUCGGUGUGUACCCGGUGUCUGUCGUAAUGGAGGAACAUGUCGGGAGCAUUCCGGUGGAGGUUUCGACUGUGUGUGUCCCCCAGGAGGUUAUGAGGGCCCGUACUGCACAGUCUCCGCCAGGUCCUUCCCACCAAAAUCCUUUGCUAUGUUUAGGGGCCUCAGGCAGAGGUUUCACCUCUCCAUCUCAUUAAGUUUUGCCACCCUGGAGAAGAGCGGUCUUCUCUUCUACAACGGACGCUUCAAUGAGAAACAUGAUUUCAUUGCCUUGGAGAUUCAAGAGGGUCAAGUGGUCUUUAAAUAUUCCACAGGUGAGUCGUCCACUCAGGUGAGCCCCUUCUUGCUCGGCGGCGUGAGCGAUGGCAACUGGCAUACGGUUCACAUCCAUUACUACAACAAGCCAGCUACACGCUAUCCCAGACGUAGUUUGAUUGGAGAAGCCCAGGGUCCCUCUGAUGAGAAGAUAGCUGUGGUGAGCAUCGACGACUGCGACACGGCUCUCUCGCUUCGCUUUGGUACACAGCUUGGAAAUUAUAGCUGUGCUGCACAGGGCAAACAGACCAGCAGCAAGAAGUCUCUGGAUCUGACUGGCCCUUUAUUUCUGGGUGGAGUCCCAAAUGUGCCCGACAACUUCCCCUUUGGCAGCAGGGAGUUUAUUGGUUGUAUGAAAGACCUGCACAUUGACAACAAGGCGCUGGAUCUGGCUGGAUUUAUUGCUAACAACGGGACACUUCUUGGUUGCAGUGCCAAACACCUGUUCUGUAAGUCCAACCCCUGUCAGAAUGGAGGUACCUGCAGGGUGAGCUGGGAGACCUUCUCCUGUGAUUGUCCUGUAGGAUAUGGAGGAAAGGACUGCAGCCAUACCAUGCCACACCCACAUCGCUUCCUCGGAAACAGCGCCCUCUGGUGGGAUCUGAAGAAUGACGUGACCAUCUCUACCCCCUGGUACCUGGGCUUGGUGUUCAGAACCAGAGCACGAGAGGGGACGUUGCUGCAGGCCCAGGCUGGUCAGUACACCAGUCUGCUGUUUCAGGUGAUAAAUGGUCAACUGGUGUUCUCAAUAACGCGUGGCUCCACGAGACCCGUGCGCUUGCGAUUGGAUCAGGUUCAAGUGGCAGAUGGCCGGUGGCACGACCUCCAGCUGGAGCUGCGAGACGUCCGCAGUGGCCGUGAGACGCGCUACGUCGCCACGCUGAGGCUUGACUUUGGACUCUAUCAGGGAACAGUGAUUGUGGGAAAUGACAUUCAUGGCUUGAAGGUGAAACAUCUGCAUGUUGGAGGAGUGCUGGGCUCUGGUGAGGUGCAGAACGGGAUAAAAGGAUGCAUACAGGGAGUUCGUAUGGGUGUGAGGCCAGAUGCCCCCGCCCUCCCCCGCCCAUCCAGAGCCAUCAAAGUAGAGACUGGCUGUAAUGUUGGAAAUCCCUGUGUCUCAUCUCCUUGUCCAGCUCACGGCCGCUGCACUGACGUCUGGGAGCGCCACACCUGCUUAUGUGAACCCGGGUAUUAUGGGAAAAGCUGCACUGAUGCUUGCCGCCUGAAUCCAUGUGAAAAUGAGGCUCAGUGCCACCGGAAGCCAAGCUCUUCCCAUGGAUACAUUUGUGACUGCGGAGACAAUCACUACGGGCAGUACUGCCAGCACAGGAUUGACCACCAGUGCCCCAGGGGUUGGUGGGGAUCUCCCACCUGUGGACCGUGUCACUGUGAUACGAAUAAAGGCUUUGACCCUGACUGUAACAAGACGAGUGGACACUGUCACUGCAAGGAGUUUCACUAUCAUCCUCGAGGCUCUGACACCUGCCUCCCAUGCGACUGUUACCCGGUGGGCUCCUUUUCACGAUCAUGCGACCCCGAGACGGGCCAGUGUCAGUGCAGGCCCGGCGUGAUCGGCCGCCAGUGCAACAUGUGUGACAACCCCUUUGCUGAAGUCACUAAUUCAGGAUGUGAAGUUAUCUAUGAUGGCUGUCCAAAGACCAUCACUCAGGGGAUCUGGUGGCCUCGGACUAAGUUUAACCUUCCUGCUGCUGUCCCCUGCCCCAAAGGCUCUGUUGGCGCAGCAAUCAGACACUGUGAUGUGGAGAGAGGGUGGCUGGAACCAGAUCUUUACAACUGUACCUCGCCUCCAUUUGUGGAGCUCAACAUCGCUCUUGAUUCCUUGGAGCGUAAUGAGACAGAACUGAACACCAUCAUGGAGAAGAAGCUAGCUCACCAGCUCAGGGACAUUACCGAGGCUACUGGCCGGCUCUAUGGCAAUGACCUGCAGAUUGCUGAACGACUCCUCUCCCGCCUCCUGACAUUUGAGACCCAACAGAGCGGCUUCGGCCUCACUGCCACUCAGGACGCGCACUUCAAUGAGAACAUUCUGCAAGGCUGCAGUGUGCUGUUGGGUCCCGGUACCUCCGGGCUUUGGAGGGCUCUCGCUCAGAAUCAGAAUCACCUUCUCGGUGCUGGUCCAGCUGAGCUGACAGAGCUGCUGGAACAGUACUCCAAGAACCUGGCCCAGAACAUGAAGCUAACCUACCUCAACCCUGUGGCCUUGGUCUCACCCAACAUUGUCAUGAACCUGGACCGUGUGGAGAACCACACCCACGUGCGGCGGCGUUUUCCACGUUAUCAGAGUACCGUGUUCCGUGGUCAAACUUUAUGGGAUCCUUACACCCAUGUGAUACUGCCCCCUGCUGCCCUGGUGCCACAACGACAACAGCAGCAGCUCAGCUGGAAGGAGAAAGAGCGCUCAGAGAAAGAACUCUCGGCCCCUCAGAGUGCCGCCUCUGCCCCUGCUAGCGUUUCAGCCAAUCACACGAAAGAAUACACUGCGGCUAGACGCAGUGUUUCAUUGACUGACCAACCCAUAACCAUAGUCAUCUUGCUGAUCUAUCGAAGUCUUGGGGCUGCCCUGCCUCCGAAGUACCACACAGACCGGAGAGGAGUGAGGCUUCCCAGACACCCGGUUAUGAACUCCCCCGUGGUGACAAUCUCUGUCUACAACAACCAGACGUUCGUAGGCGGUCACUUGGACCAGCCCAUAUUGCUAGAGUUCAAACUGCUGGAAACAGCCAAUCGCAGCAAGCCUCUGUGUGUGCAGUGGAACCACAGCAAUCCACAUGACAUUGGAGGUUGCUGGACAGUGAGGGACUGCAUAGUGGUGUACAGGAACACCUCUCACGUCCGCUGUCAGUGCCAGAGACUGGGCACCUUUGGCGUUUUGAUGGACAGCUCCCAUAGAGAGCAGUUGGAGGGGGAUCUGGAGACACUGGCCUUGGUGACUUACUCCUCCUUGUGCGUCUCCAUGCUGGCCCUCCUUCUCACUGUCCUGGUCCUGUCCUGCCUCCGGGGCCUAAAGUCCAACACUAGGAGUAUCCACUCUAACACAGCGGCGGCCAUGUUUCUGUCAGAGCUGGUAUACUUGCUUGGGGUGAAUCAGACCGAGCAACAGUUCUUGUGCACGGUCGUUGCCAUCCUGCUGCAUUACUUCUUCAUGUCCACCUUUGCUUGGAUGUUUGUCGAGGGUCUUCAUAUCUACCGAAUGCAGACUGAGCAGCGCAACAUCAACUAUGGAGCCAUGAGGUUCUACUAUGCCAUCGGCUGGGGCGUGCCCGCCAUCAUCACAGGUCUGGCUGUCGGCUUAGAUCCUGAAGGUUACGGUAACCCAGAUUUCUGUUGGAUCUCCAUGUACGAUAAACUCAUCUGGAGCUUUGCUGGCCCAGUUGCAAUUGUCCUACUGAUGAAUGGAGGGAUUUUCACGACUGUAGCCAAGAUGUCCUGUAACCCAUCUCAGAAGGAGACUAAGAAACUUCCUGUCAUUGCUACUAUCCGAAAUUCCUUCCUGCUGUUGCUGGUUGCCACCUCCACCUGGCUGUGUGGUCUGAUGGCUGUAAAUAACAGCAUCCUUGCCUUCUAUUACAUCUUUGAUGUUCUCUGCCUAGUGCAGGGCCUGUCGGUGAUGCUGGUCUUCACCGUAUUUAACUCUGAAGUUAAGGAGGCCUGGAGAGUUGCCUGUUUGGGUAAGAAGACCCCUGGAGAAGACCCACCAAGAACGCCACAGAACACUGCUCAGAAUCCCUACCAUAAUGCAUCGCUAUUGGAGCAGAGUGGGCUGCACCGCAUCACCCUGGGAACUUCCACCAUCUCUUCUGUCAGCUCUGCGAGAGAAAAUCUCUUGGCACGUCAGAAUCUGGAGCAAAACAUCGUCCACACUGGAGCAACUGACCUGGAUGUAGCCAUGUUCCACAGAGAUGGAGGUGGGGAUUCAGAUUCAGACUCAGACCUGUCCAUGGAUGAAGAGCGAAGUCUCUCCAUCCCUUCCUCUGAGAGCGACGACAACGUGCGUCUCCGGGGGCGCAUCCAGCGGCGGUUCAAACGCUCCAAUCACAGCGAGCGUCUGCUCACCGAACCAACCAACAAUGGCACCAAAGAUUUGGAUGGCAAUGACCUUCUAUCCUACUGGCCUGCCUUGGAUGAAUGUGACACCUUGCAGAAGUGGGGCUCAGAGCGCCCCCUGGGGGGGGAUUACAACAAGGAUGCUGCCAACAACAACCAGCUUGAUGCAGCGCUCACCAGCGGAGACGAGAAUGGCCUCACCCAGCCACACAGGCACCGCAAAGGUAUCCUGAAAAAUCGCCUUGGUUGUCAACCUGCACUCCAGGGUCUUUCCACCAUGGGCCGAGUGCCUAGUGAGCUCAACUGGUACCGAACCUCUACACUUGGACACCGAGGUGUUCCAGCAGCUUCCUAUGGUCGCAUGUACUCUGCCACAGCCGGUGCUACUGGAGGUUCUGGUUCUCUCUCCCAACCAGCUUCCCGCUACUCCUCAAGGGAGCACCUGGACUCACUUGCCAGGAGGCAGCUGUCCAGGGAUCCCCUUGGACGACAGACAGUUGGGGGUUCAAGGGAGCGUCUGGACUCCCGGGGUUCCAGGGAUAACCUGGAUCUCCUGCCUAGGAGGAGAGAUCUAGGGUUGGGACUCGGAGCAGGGCUGGGGGGCCUGGAUCACCAACGAGUCUCAUCAUCCAGGGAAAACUUGUCAGGAUCCAGGGACAGACUGGACAACCAUCAUGCCACCAGCUUCCAUGCUUCAAGAGAGGACUUGAGUGGAAAUGGGGGAGCUGUUGGAGCUGGGAUGGAGGAAUACCUUAGUGGGUCCAGGUCCCAGUUGAACACAUUAACUCGGCGACAGGCUUCACGAGAGCACCUUGGAGGGGCUCUGAUGAGUAGUAGGUCGAGGGAGCAGUUGGAAGCCAACGGGGUGGGAGUUCAGGUUCAGCCAUGUCGGGAGUGGCUUCGUAGUCUACCCCCCCGGCAGCCCUCACACCCCGACCAGCCUUUAUCUGCCUCUCCUCCUCCCCCAAUCUCAGAGGAGCCACAACAAGAACAGCUAUCUCCUCCAGCUCAUGUCAGAGGACGUCUGGACUCUGCCCCUUCAUGUAGGUACCCUGGUCAGACUGUCCCCCAGUCUGCAGGUUCAAAUCCAAACCCUCUGGUUAGACAGCCGUCCAGUGAACAGCUGGACAUUUUGUCCUCUAUCCUGGCAUCCUUUAGUUCCUCUGUCCUGACUCCUCCUGCUGCCUCUAACCCUGGCCCUAAUGGUUCCAUCCAUGGACCUUCCCCUUCCCCACCCCAGUCUACCACUUCUCACAGCAUAUCGGAAGUGUCUCCUGACUCAGAAGCCCACAGAAGCGAAGGACAGUCUUGAUGACAGCCUCCGCGUCUAUUAAUGCAUUGCAACAGUGCUGGGACAAGCUCAAAGGUCGUGAAUGAGCCUGAACUGAAGGGACAACCUUGGAAAUAGAAACAAAUUGAGUCAGAGGAGCCAAAUAAGAUGAAGAUUGACGAAAACAACAUUUUCAGACAAAACAGGUUGUGACAAAAAAGGAAGUUUGUGAGUGGGACGUUUUGUGUAUAUCAAGUUUUUAAGUCCUGCUACUCACAUUCUAUGGCUCUAUGGACAGUGAAUCAACUACCUAAUUCUACUGAGAACAGUUAGACAAAAAGGAAGAUAACAAAUUGAAAGCACUCCUCAGAUGUUAAACACACAUGACCUAAAUCUGACAAGACCUGUCAAAACAGAAGAAAAAACGUGUCUGUAAAUAGCCUUUUUAUACAUUUUUUAUCUUUUUCAUUGAAGGUGAAAAAAUAUCUUGUGAUGUUUCUUUUUUUUAACGCAGUCAUAUCCGUGUGAGGUUGUGAAUGAGGUUGAAGCGAGUGCUGUCUUGUGUGUUCCUGAGGGAGGAAAUUUCCUCUGCACAGUAAAAAAAAAAUCUUCAAAUUUCUCCCCAGAAAUACAUUUCCCUUAGAAUGUUUUCCUCAAACCUUUGAACUUUACGUAAAAUGACAUGGAUCCGGCAAUAGAGUAUCUGAUGAGAUUAGGGAAAGACGUGGUUGAAGGGAUAAUAUCAAAGUAUCAAGAAGUGAUUGUAAACAGAGAAAGGAAUAUUUUAGGAGAGGACAACUGAUGGAGCAAGAUGAUUGUGCAAAGAAAGAUUGCAAACAACACAUUUGAUUCAAAGCUGGUUGUUCAACUGUUGAAGGUGGUGUCUGCUGUGAGAGAUUGGAGAUUGUACUGUUUUGUGAUCUGAUGUAUAUAAUCGUGACCUUGUCAUCUUUCUCUGUUGCACCUGGUGCUGUCUGAACCAGACCCUAUCAGUCCACUGAUGUAACAGGAAAAUAUCAUCAGAGUUAUAAAAACCUGGUGGGUGGAAGUUGAUCUUGCCAUCUGCCUCUCCCCAUGGGGCCAGAUCGAGUAACAACCACUUUUAAGAACCCCUCAAGGUAUCCUUUACACUUUGAUGCAUCAUGACUCAACCUGCCUCGAGGUGCACCACAGGAGCAGCUGAAUCUCUCCAGCAGCAACCAGGAAACUCAUUUGUAAAAGCUUCUUGAGCAGAAGGCUCUUGUGCAAACCUAAGCCAAAGGGACAUGAAUCAGUGUGAAGCAUUAUUUUAUCCUUUUUUCAGCUAUGAAAAUGCCUUCCAUAGGGUGUGAAGACUAUGGAAAUAAUCCACUUUUCCUAUAGCUAUAAUUUUUUUACAUAUAUUUUGCCACAAAUAUAAACCAAAAUGUUUUGUUACUGAGGCCUUAGUUCUACACUACAAUACAAACAGCUGUUUGGCAUUUUAUUUCACUGUGUACUGUGCAUCUGAUUUUGAUUUAGAUGUGACAAAAGAAAAAAGAUAACAAUAUUGUUGAAUCCCAGUGUGCUCAAACAUUUAUUGAAGAGAUGAAAGCUUGGAUGCAGGGUAAUGUAUACCUGAAUAUAUUUGCUCACAGCAUCUUUUCUCUACCAGACUCUCCUUAACGGGAAAUAUUCCAGACAGGAAGCACUUUUUCAAAAUCUAAUUAGGCUCCAAAAUGUUCGUCAUGCGCUGAGAUAAAGUGUUUGCUACUAAAACACUUUCAGACAGAUUGUCUUUUCCAACCAUCUGGAGAUUUAAUGGAGAUGAAGUAUUAUUUGAGAUCAGCCAAAGCUCCUGCUGCUGUGUAUUAGCUAACAAAAGGGAAGAUGAGAUGUCAGCAAUGUCAGCACUCAAACCAUGUGUUUUUUUUUUUCUUUAGUGGUAGGUAUCUGAAUGAGCUGCUGUUUCUUUCACUUAGAUGCUGGCAAAAGCAUGGAGUUCAGGCUUUAAAGGGAUAGUUCAGGAUUUUAUGAAGUGAGGAUCAGUUAAAAGGUUAUAAGCAGUUAUUAUUUCACAUGCAGUACAUAACUCUGGGUCUUCAGUUAGUAUAAAUCCAUGUAAGCUAGUCCUGAUGGCUCAAGUUAACAAUCACUAUUAAUCAAUGAAUCAUUAAACAUCAGUCCAGUUUGCAUUUGGUGGAUAUUUGCACAAAAAGCGAUGAUUAUUUAUACAGAAAGUGGAGGGAGGAGGUGGUGCGCCACCAGUGAUCUUCCUGUGUGGACUGAGAAUGGAACAUUUAAAUUGUUUCUGGUCAGAGUAAAAAUCUGUAAAAUAAAAUUAACAACAGUAUUUUUGCUUUUAAAACAACUUAAUUUUGUGUUCAGCAGUUAAUCUGAACUGAAACUCCCCAAACACACAAAUAGAGAGGAAACAUGAUUAAUCAUAGGUUUUUGAUAUGCACUGCUUUCACAUUUUUGAGAUUUGAGAUGUUUAAGAUGGUAAAGAUCCACUUGCGUUUAGUUCUUUUCAGAAUAGCUUUUAGCUGUGGCCUCCAGAACCAGCUAAUUUUAGUUUAUACUAAAUGAUAAUGACAAAAGAGUUGACAUCAGAAGAUAGUAACUGCCAAUAAUCUUUCAAUCCUGAACUAUCCCUUUAAGGCAAAAACACAUCUUCAGAGCUAUGUAUAAAAAUAAAGGUCUCACUGUGUUUUUUAAAACAAAAAAGUAUUAUUAAUUUAAAACAAUCUGGCAGAUGUUUGUCUGAAGGAGCAAUAUGUUCCACAAAAAUAUAGUUGCAAACCAUGAAAACAAGAAGUAGAUACAAAAACACAAGUGUGAUCAAAUCCAACAGAAUGGACAGAUAAGAGAGCAAAAGUUAUAAAGCUAGAUGUAGUGAGUAGGAGAAUAAACUGGGUCAGUAACCAUGACUGUGUUGUAAAACACAUAGCCACGGGGAGGAAGGUGUGGACAGCACUCGUCACGGAGACAGAAAUAGACAGAAAGACAGAAAAGAGGAGGGACAUGCCGACAGUGGAAAUAAAGACACACAUCACAAGCAAGUGCAUAUUUUCCUGCUCUGACUGCAGCUCUGUCAGCCCCGUCUCCCCAGAAAGUGACAACAAACCUGAUCCUGACAGCAUUAUUGCCAAAAAUGUUCCUGCAGAAGGAAUGCCACCUGUCAGUUUCUUAAAGGAGCAGUACACCUAAAAACUAUAAUUCUCCUCUCCGUUUUAUCUUUUUCUCAAAUUGUAAUGACAUGAGAUCUAUUUUAUUUAGUGAUAAUUUAUUAACAUUGUAUGAAUGAUUUAUCUGACCAUUUUUUUAUAUGAAAGUUAAUUUCUAAUCAAGACUGUUUUCUUUUAAUCCAAACAUUCCCUAUUCUUACACAUUACACAUUUUAACUUUUAUUUAUUGUUAAUUAUGAUGCAAGUCUCUCAAGUCCACAAAUUCCUAAGGGAUAAACAACAGGAAAUGUGUUCAAAUAAAAGUUUAUAUGUAAACAGCAAAUUAAAAUCUGAUGCAAGGCAGAGGAAUGGUAGCUGGAAGACUCUGCCAAAACCAACAGACCAUAGUGAAUUUAAGGUACAUUUAUCUUCUUUAAAUGGCACACUUACAUAUGAUGAAUGUGUGGUUUACUCUUGCAGCUAUGCUUCAUAUGAAAUCUGCACAUAACUGGUUAUUUGUCUGCUUUGACACUGUAUCCACCUAUAAGUAAUAGUGAAAGAACAAGAAAAAGCUUCAAAUCCAGGAUAAUUUGGUUUGAACCAAUAGGAGCCAUUCAACAAAAGCCAGAGAAGACAAAUUUGAGUCUACAACAUUGUCAUGUGUUCUGGAAAAGGAAAACAAGAGGGAAGGAAUGGCAGAUAAAGGUGGAGGAAUAAUGAGAGAUUGUAUUUGUUGGCUUGUGUGUUCAUUAUGAGAUGCCUUCUGCCCUGCCAUCGGGACGGAAACAGCUGUUCCCGUUUUCACAGUAACAAGAGAAAUGUUGGACAUUAAAAAAAAUGAGGGAUUCCUA
Girardinichthys multiradiatus is the source of this 15863-nucleotide messenger RNA. It is a transcript of the gene celsr3, whose product is annotated as cadherin, EGF LAG seven-pass G-type receptor 3. Lineage: Eukaryota; Metazoa; Chordata; Actinopteri; Cyprinodontiformes; Goodeidae. Gene Ontology annotation, biological process: homophilic cell-cell adhesion; G protein-coupled receptor signaling pathway; cell surface receptor signaling pathway. The transcript is spliced from 37 exons. The record is from RefSeq and is a predicted model, not a curated record. Gene Ontology annotation, molecular function: calcium ion binding; G protein-coupled receptor activity. The coding region runs from base 149 to 11929 and encodes 3926 amino acids. Gene Ontology annotation, cellular component: plasma membrane.